Molecule: messenger RNA, 1943 nt
Organism: Durio zibethinus
Lineage: Eukaryota; Viridiplantae; Streptophyta; Magnoliopsida; Malvales; Malvaceae
Product: squalene synthase 2-like
Biological process (GO): lipid biosynthetic process; farnesyl diphosphate metabolic process
Cellular component (GO): endoplasmic reticulum membrane
Molecular function (GO): squalene synthase [NAD(P)H] activity
Source: RefSeq, a predicted model, not a curated record
UUAAGUAUCAGAAAUUAACUCAAAAACAUUAUGAUUCCUUAAAAAAAAAAAAAAAAUGGGAACCUAAUUGAAUAUACUAUAUUCCCAUAAUUCAACCAGACGUCAUUUUCACAAACUCAGCUUCAAAUCGCAAUUCGUUUGAACCCACCCAAAAAAAAAAAAAAAAAACGAAAAUAUCAAUUAAGUUUCGUACCACAUUAAUUUGGCAAUUGGUUAGGCAAUUCUCAGACGCCAGAAUAGGCCAAAUCCAAGCAUCAUUUAAAACCAUUUAAUCAUCUCCCCAGAAAUAUCCUACUACUUCUUCACUCGCUCUUCAAAAGUGGUUGGUUUUGUAUACCCAGAUUUUAUUUUGUUGUUUUGGAUCGGAUUUGACGGGAUUUUUUUUUUAAAUGGGGAGUUUGGGAGCGCUUGUGAAACACCCAGAUGAUUUUUAUCCAUUGUUGAAGCUGAAAAUGGCUGCGAGGCAUGCCGAGAAACAGAUCCCAUCACAGCCUCACUGGGCUUUCUGUUUCUCCAUGCUUCACAAGGUUUCUCGUAGUUUCGCUCUUGUUAUUCAACAGCUUGACCCCAAGCUUAGAAACGCCGUCUGCAUAUUUUAUUUGGUUCUUCGAGCCCUUGAUACUGUUGAGGAUGACACUAGCAUUGCAACAGAUGUCAAAGUUCCUAUCCUUAAAGAUUUUUAUCGCCACAUAUAUGAUCUUGACUGGCACUUUUCAUGUGGUACAAAGGAGUACAAAGUUCUCAUGGAUCAGUUUCAUUUUGUAUCUACUGCUUUUCUGGAACUUGAAAAGGGUUAUCCGGAGGCAAUUGAGGACACAACAAAAAGAAUGGGUGCAGGGAUGGCAAAAUUUAUUCGCAAGGAGGUAGAAACAGUUGAUGACUAUGAUGAAUAUUGUCACUAUGUAGCAGGACUUGUUGGAUUAGGUCUGUCUAAACUUUUCCAUGCCUAUGGGUCAGAAGAUUUGGCUCCAGAUUCUCUGUCCAAUUCAAUGGGUUUAUUUCUUCAGAAAACAAAUAUUAUCCGAGAUUAUCUAGAGGAUAUUAAUGAGAUACCAAAGUCGCGCAUGUUUUGGCCUCGCCAGAUUUGGAGUAAAUAUGUCAACAAACUUGAGGACUUAAAAUAUGAGGAAAACUCAGUCAAGGCAGUGCAGUGCUUGAAUGACAUGAUCACCAAUGCUUUAAUACAUGUGGAUGAUUGCCUGAAGUACAUGGCUGCUCUACAUGAUCCUGCAAUAUUUCGAUUUUGUGCUAUCCCUCAGAUCAUGGCUAUUGGGACACUGGCCUUAUGCUACAAUAACAUUGAAGUCUUUAGAGGAGUUGUAAAAAUGAGGCGUGGUCUCACUGCGAAAGUCAUUGACCGAACAAACACAAUGGCUGAUGUCUAUGGUGCUUUCUAUGAUUUCUCUUGUAUGUUGAAAGCCAAGGUUGACAAUAAUGAUCCGAAUGCACAAAAGACAUAUAGCAGACUAGAUUCAAUCCUGAAGACGUGCAGGGACUCGGGAGUCCUGAACAAAAGGAGAUCUUACAUAAUUCAGAACCAGUCUAACUGCACUCCACUUCUGGCUGUCAUGCUUUGCAUUAUGUUGGCCAUCUUUUUGGCUAAUCUGAGCCCCAACUGGCCUAAUAACUAGACCAUGCUUUAUCCAUGUGUUGUGUCGUGAAGUUGUUUCUAUGUUUGUAUAGAAUGUUAUGAAGCUACACUUUUACAUCUGACAUUGUUCCUAAUGUGCAAGCACAUUAGCAUGACGCUGUUGGAUCUUUUUCUUAAUCAUUGGAGAGGAAAUCAAGCUAGUUUCCAACCGGAGAAAAGAGGGGAAAUAAUGUAUCAAUUAAGAAUCUAUUUUGCAUUUUUCUUUCUGUAAUUUGUCAAAAUUGUCGGAUAUUGAUAUGGCUGUAUUACCUAUUGUGGCUUCAAUAUAGAUAUUCCGAGAGGAUUUAAGAUA